AUGGAUAUUGACUAUAUGAUGAAUUCCACUCAACACGCCGGUGGAUUGGACAGGUUAGCAGAAUCUCAAUACACUGGCUCGACUUACCCGGACUUUACGUCCUCAGGGUACGAUGUAAACGUCAGGUUGGAACCCACCAAGUAUUUUAAGGGUGAGCACGAGGGAUUUAGCGAGGAGGAUACCUGGAAGGUCAUAGGUUCAUUUUUUAACGAACACGGAUUAGUGCAUCAACAAAUAGAAAGUUUUAACGAUUUUAUAACGUAUCGUAUGCAAGAGAUUAUAGAUUCACACCCAGCGAUAGAAAUAACUCCACAACCAAAUUACCGCCCGGAAGAGGAGGAGGAAAACAGUGUACUAUAUAGAUUAAAGUUCGGCCAGCUCUCGCUGAAUAAGCCCUCAGUGGAGGAAAAGGACGGAGUUUUCAAGCACAUAUGGCCGCAAGAAGCAAGGCUGAGGAACCUGACCUACGCAUCCCAAGUGUACAUAGACAUAGAGCAGCAGACGUUCCUAAACGAAGAAGGAAACCUGGUGCAAACGGACUCGACAGUGUACCCGAGAGUGCCGCUGUGCAGAAUACCGAUGAUGCUGAAGUCGGCCUAUUGUUGGACCAAGGGACUCACUGAACACGAUUUGUCGGACAUAGGAGAGUGCGUGUUUGACCAGGGAGGGUACUUCGUGGUCAACGGAGGAGAGAGAGUGCUGAUAGCGCAGGAAAGGAUGGCAAACAACUUCGUCUACGUAUUUAAUAAAAAAAAUCAAAAGUACUCGGCAGUAGCACAGCUGAGAUCGCAGCCGGACUUUUCGCAAGGAGUGACCUCGUUCUCAAUCAUGAUACUGAACUCACAACUGGCAAAAAAUAAGAUGCUGGCAGCACUGCCGUACGUGAAGGGAGACGUCCCAGUGCCGAUAUUGUUCAGAGCACUGGGCUGUAUUUCGGACAGAGACAUACUGCAGAGAAUAGUGUACGACUUCUCGGACACGCAAAUGUUGUCGCUAAUGAGGUCGACACUGGAGGAAUGUUCAGAGUACACAUCGCAAGAACAAUGCCUAGACUAUAUAGGUAAAAGAGGGCCCACAGUAGGAGCGCCGCUGGAAGCACGCAUACAAUACGCGAAGGACCUGCUGAGAAGGCACUUCCUGCCACACGUGGGAACAGAAGUAGGCUCGGAGUCAAAAAAGUGUUUCUACGUGGGAUACAUGAUACACAGACUGCUCCUAAACCAACUAGGGAGAAUAAACGAGGAUGACAGGGAGCAUUUUGGAAAAAAGAGGUUGGAUUUGGCAGGAGCACUGAUGGCAAGUAGCUUCGGAGCACUCUUUAGAAAGCUGGCGAAGGACGUGAAGAAGCUGCUGCAAAACCAAAUAGACUCAGGAAGGUCGUUUGACGUGGCAGGAGCAAUAAAGUCGUGCUCACAGAUAACACAAGGGUUACAGUACCAGUUGCUGACAGGAAACUGGGGAAGAGACAAGGAAGGAAACGUAGUGAGGACGGGAGUAUCGCAAGUGCUCAACAGAUUGACGUUCGCGUCGUACCUGUCGCACCUGAGGAGGCUGAACACGCCACUAGGAAGAGAAGGGAAAAUGGCAAAGCCAAGGCAGCUGCACAACACGCACUGGGGAAUGAUAUGCCCAGCAGAGACGCCGGAAGGACAAGCAGUGGGCCUGGUGAAAAACCUGGCGCUCAUGUGCUACAUCAGCGUGGGAAGCAUGACGAGCACGAUCCUGGACUUCCUGCUCGAGUUCGGAAUGGACUCGCUGGACGAGAUCAGCCCAGUGCUGAUAAAGGACAGAGUUAAGAUAUUUCUGAACGGAACGUGGAUAGGAGUCUUCAACCAGCCGGACGCACUGGUAAACCUGCUGCUGGAGCUGAGACGCAAGGGAAACAUAAGCAGCGAGACUUCGAUCGUGAGGGACAUACUGUCGAACGAGAUAAAGAUAUUCACGGACUCAGGUCGCUCGAUGAGACCACUGUACAUCGUGGAGAACAACAGACUGCUGAUAACGAAGAGGCACGCUCUGAUGAUAGAAAAUAAUCAGCUCAACUGGUCAGGGCUACUUGAAAGUGGAGUGGUGGAGUACAUAGACUGCGAAGAGGAGGAGAUAUGCAUGAUAGCAAUGUUCCCAGACGACCUGAUCAACAACAACAACUACUGCAAUAGCUACACGCACUGCGAAAUACACCCGAGCAUGAUACUGGGAGUGUGUGCCUCAAUCAUACCCUUCCCGGACCAGAACCAGAGCCCAAGGAACACGUAUCAGUCGGCAAUGGGAAAGCAGGCGAUGGGAGUGUACAGCACAAACUAUAACCUGAGAAUGGACACGCUGAGCCACGUGCUAUACUACCCGCAGAAGCCGCUGGUGUGCACGAGGUCAAUGGAGUUCCUGAGGUUCAGAGAGCUGCCAGCAGGAAUCAACUCGAUAGUGGCAAUUAUGUGCUACACAGGAUACAACCAAGAGGAUUCACUGAUCAUGAACCAGUCGUCAAUUGACAGAGGACUGUUUAGAUCAGUGUUCAACAGAACGUACUCGUCAGAGGAGAAGUACCUGGGAAGCACAGUGAUAGAGUCGUUUACGAAGCCGACGGCGACAAGUAACUUUUUGAACCUGAAGAGAGGAGAUUACUCGAAGCUGGACAACGAUGGGCUGAUAGAGCCAGGAAGCAGAUCGGACCCGAACAACCCGAACUACCCAGCAGAAAUGAACCUGAGAAUGGACUGCAGCUGCUGCCUGAGACCGAACGAAAACGGAGUGGUGGACAACGUGUUGCUAACAGUUAACAACAAGGGCUGCAAGUUCACAAAGGUGAAGGUGAGGAGCGUGAGAGUGCCACAAAUAGGAGACAAGUUCGCAAGCAGGCACGGACAGAAGGGAACGAUAGGAAUGACGUUCAGAAUGGAAGACCUGCCGUUUACAUGUGAAGGAAUAGUGCCGGACAUCAUCAUGAACCCGCACGCAGUGCCCUCGAGAAUGACAAUAGGGCACCUAAUAGAGUGCCUGCUGGGAAAAGUGGGAGCGCUGGUGGGAAUGGAGGGUGACGCGACGCCGUUCAGUAAAAUGACGCUGGAACAGAUAUCGAGCAGACUGUUCAAGUGCCACUACUCGAAGUACGGAAACGAGGCGUUCCACAACGGGUUCACAGGAAACCUCAUGGCAAGUAAAAUAUUCGUAGGACCAACGUACUACCAGAGGCUGAAGCACAUGGUGGAGGACAAAAUACACGCGAGAGCAAGAGGACCGGUGACGAUGCUGACGAGGCAGCCGACGGAAGGAAGGUCGCGAGACGGAGGACUGAGGUUCGGAGAAAUGGAGCGCGACUGCAUGAUCUCGCACGGCGCGGCGAAGAUGCUGAAGGAGAGACUCUUCGACCAGUCUGACGCGUACAGAGUGCACGUGUGCAACCUCUGCGGACUCCUCUCGAUAGCGAACCUGAACAACAGCUCCUUCCAGUGCACGGCCUGCGACAACAAGACGCAGAUUUCGCAGGUGACGAUCCCGUACGCCUGUAAGCUCCUGCUGCAGGAGCUAAUGGCAAUGGCAAUAUACCCGAAGCUGGUGCUGACGGAAGCGUAA
This is a messenger RNA of Theileria orientalis strain Shintoku, 3570 nucleotides long. RefSeq names its product DNA-directed RNA polymerase. Gene Ontology annotation, biological process: DNA-templated transcription. Gene Ontology annotation, molecular function: DNA binding; ribonucleoside binding; DNA-directed RNA polymerase activity. The transcript has 13 exons. The record is from RefSeq and is a predicted model, not a curated record. Gene Ontology annotation, cellular component: RNA polymerase II, core complex. Bases 1 to 3570 code for a protein of 1189 amino acids. Lineage: Eukaryota; Apicomplexa; Aconoidasida; Piroplasmida; Theileriidae.